Messenger RNA from Calidris pugnax (ruff), 2250 nucleotides. RefSeq names its product sorbitol dehydrogenase (gene SORD). Gene Ontology annotation, molecular function: L-iditol 2-dehydrogenase (NAD+) activity; zinc ion binding. The record is from RefSeq and is a predicted model, not a curated record. Gene Ontology annotation, biological process: D-sorbitol catabolic process. The transcript is spliced from 9 exons. Bases 151 to 1110 code for a protein of 319 amino acids. Lineage: Eukaryota; Metazoa; Chordata; Aves; Charadriiformes; Scolopacidae.
GGGGAGUUUAUUGCAAAAUAAUUUGGAGAGUGGAUUUACAAGCUGGCUGUGUGCUCUCUCAUAACAGAUGCCUACAUUACUCCACUGUGCAAGCAAAAGGAGGAAAACCGUCCGAUCCCAGAACCGGGUCCCAAUGAGGUCCUUCUGCGGAUGCAUUCUGUUGGGAUCUGCGGGUCUGAUGUCCACUACUGGCAGAAUGGUCGAAUCGGGGAUUUUGUUGUAAAGAGCCCCAUGGUGUUGGGGCACGAAGCUUCCGGGACUGUUAUCAAAGUGGGACCAGAAGUCACUCAUCUGAAACCAGGUGAUCGAGUGGCCAUUGAGCCUGGUGUGCCAAGGGAAAUGGAUGAGUUCUGCAAAACUGGCCGCUAUAACCUGUCUCCAACCAUCUUCUUCUGCGCCACUCCUCCUGAUGAUGGGAACUUGUGCCGCUACUACAAGCACAGUGCCAGCUACUGCUACAAGCUUCCAGAUAAUGUCACCUUUGAAGAAGGAGCCCUUAUCGAGCCCCUUUCUGUGGGAAUCCACGCCUGCAAAAGGGCAGGAGUCACUCUGGGAAGCAAAGUCUUCGUGUCUGGCUCUGGACCAAUUGGCCUUGUGAAUCUGCUUGUUGCUAAGAUGAUGGGUGCAGCGGCAGUGGUAAUUACAGAUAUAUCGGCCUCUCGCCUGCAAAAAGCCAAGGAGGUGGGGGCGGAUUUCACCAUUCAGGUGAAGAAUGAGACCCCGCAGGAGGUGGCCUCCAAAGUGGAAAGCCUGCUUGGCUGCAUGCCUGAGAUAACGGUGGAGUGUACAGGAGUGCAGGCCUGCAUCCAGGCUGGCAUCUAUGCCACUCGUUCUGGUGGGACCUUGGUGCUGGUGGGGCUGGGGCCUGAGAUGGUGACUGUGCCCAUUGUGAACGCUGCCGUGCGGGAAGUGGAUAUCCGGGGGAUAUUCCGCUACUGCAACACGUGGCCUGUGGCAAUUGCUCUGCUCGCAUCCAAGAGGAUCAAUGUCAAGCCCUUGGUUACCCACCGCUUCCCCCUGGAAAAGGCUCUGGAGGCGUUCGAGACCACCAAGAGGGGUGAGGGGGUGAAAGUGAUGCUGAAGUGUGACCCCACCGACCACAGCCCCUGAGAUGCUGUCAUGCCUGGCCCUCUCCCCCGUCAUAGCACCUGCCUGAGAUGCAAAGCAUGAGGCCAUGGGAGGCUGAUGUGUGGCUGUUGCACCUUAUACAGGCACUGCUUUGUAAUUUAGUUGGAAAAUCAAACGUUAAUGAGGGUCAAUGGCACCAUUAGAGUAUUAACAGGUUACUACAAACGGAGAACAAUAGGGAAUAGCUUGAAUCAAAACUUAUUUGGUUGUUGUUUGGUUAGACACAUUCUAAGCUGCUGUUUGGUUAGAGAUGAUUAUUCACACAGUUGGCUCUUCGCCGCCAGACCCCACGUGCAGAAGAGCCUGGGUCUCUCUGCAUGAAUUGGCCGCCUGCAUGGCCACAGGGUUUGUCCCCAUGAACGUGCUGGGUGAGAGUGUCACCAGCCACGUGGGUGAAGCGAGGAUGGAGAUGCUGGUGUUCCAUCUGCCCACCCCAGCACUGCCCUGGGGCUGUCCUUGCUGCAGCUCUUUCUGCCUGGCAAUCCUGGCGGGAUGGCUCUGUGUGAGUGCUCUGCCGUCCAGUCGCACCUCCCUGGGGACGCUCAGGGACUGCGACAGCCAGUGGAACAAAGCCUGGCCAGCUCACCUCUACGGGGAGCAUCUGCACAUCCACAUCAUUCCAUGCUCUUUGCAAACCAUGGGCACAAAGCUCAGAUCCCAGGGCUUUUUUGAAGAAGCUGGUCUGGAGGCUGGCUGGGACCACGUCUGCUGUGUCAUCCCACCCCAGCAGCUCCCCGUGGGGCAGAAGGACCACUGCAGAGCAGGCUGCAGUGUGUUUGUGGGGAAACUGCUCUGUCCCUGGCUGGGACCCCAGAGGGCCCCAAGGAGGGGCUGCUGUUGGGGGGCACAGCUUGCUUUUUGCAUGGAGGGGAGCAUGGGUGAGAAGUAAGGGGACAGCAUCGUUCAAAGGUUUUACCACUGUGAGUCAUAACUUUCUGAGGAUCUCAGGCCUUCCUGCUGAGUUUGUGAGCCAUGAAUGAGGUACUAACGAGGGAGUGGGUAGCAGAUAAUCUUAUCUUUGAUUGCAGUCAUGUUAAUUUUCAUACUGUUCAUCAGUUCCUUUCUUGGGCCGGUACUGAACUUUCCUCAAUAAAUGGUACCUACCUGUUGUGUCUGUGUCCA